Anopheles funestus (African malaria mosquito) is the source of this 1234-nucleotide messenger RNA. RefSeq lists its product as uncharacterized. The coding region runs from base 231 to 854 and encodes 207 amino acids. The transcript is spliced from 3 exons. NCBI's taxonomy places the organism in Eukaryota, Metazoa, Arthropoda, Insecta, Diptera, Culicidae. The record is from RefSeq and is a predicted model, not a curated record.
AGUAGAGUAAAGAUAUCAGUUAAAUAUGGGUCCGGAAAUAGUUGUUACAUCUUGAGUAUUUGUUUUAAUACUAUUACAUCAACGUUACGAAAGCCGAGAUCCGAGUCGCUCACAAAAGUGCCUAUGAGAAUUACUAUUCCGUAGAAAGUAACUCCUAUUUAUAUCACGAUACAGACCGCUGUUGAUAACAGUUCGUAAAGUUACGCUGAAGAUCACACAUCAGAAUCAACAUGAAAUUGUUGUCCAUUGUAGUGAUUGUAGUGGUCGUUGAGGUGUUUGAGAUCGGGGCAUUGCACAGGAAUCCAUUCGAUGUGGUCAGAGGAUGUAAGCAGUACGACAACGUUGGAUCCUACGAUGCAUCUCUUACAUACUUCCCGACAACAAGUCUGCUCCACGUUGGCCAAACACAAAACUCCAAAUACUUUAAACUCGCAGUGCUAGGGUCGAAUGAUGGAAUUAUUCGGUUCGGAGAAUCCUUAUAUCCAUACGAUAAGUAUGUGAUAGAGAUUGUACUUGGAGGAUGGACAAAUACCAAAAGUGCUGGACGGCAACAGUAUCGUAAUGCAUCGAAUGCGAACAACAAUAACCAGUUAGUGCAAGUACAAACACCGAAUUUAUUGUCGCAGUUCCAACCGACCAUGUUCGUGCUGGAAGUGUUCAACAAUGGAACGGUACAGGUUAGCAUCGACGGACAAGAUCAUCCUUUCCUGUCGUUCAACGAUAGCCAGCGUAUUCCUGUUAAUUAUAUGACGUUCACCAAAUGGGACAAGGACUUGGUUUUGUUCUACGAUUGUCCUCUGAAGGAUGUAAACGCUUUUUACAAUUCGUUGCUUUUGAACUGUACUGUUGUCUAAUAAGAAGCAAACCAAGGGAUGUAAACAGCUGCAAAGCUAUGAUCUGAAAUCCAAUGAACGGCUAAUAUGAUACUAAAUAUAAGAGAAGCUAAGAAGAGGGCUGGCAAACCCUGUCCCUAAUGCAGUAGCACAAUAGCAACACAGAGGAAUAAAAUACAAAGUAAGAAAAAAAUUAAAGUAUUUUAGUAAAAAAAAUGUACAAAAUUAGUAACAAUCAGUUCCAAUUACAACGAUUCAAAUCUCCACAAGCAAACGCAAUUUGUGCGCCUGCAUAGUAUGCAACCGUAAUAACGAGCACGUCAUCCGCGCUUAUUUCUGGUUUCGUUAUCGCACUCACAAUUGUUUAUGUAAUCCUUAAAUAACACAACAAAAAAAAACAA